CGUCUAGGCUUCUAUGCAUACGACUUCUCUGUGCGAGCAGGCGGCGGGACAGACAGACAGACAGACCGACAGACCGACAAGGCUAUCGAUCUCGCUCUCCUUUUGCACUGCGGCUGAAAUAGCUUGAGUUGGUCGUAUCUCUGCCUGUGUGUGUCUCGCCUUCCUUCUCUCUAUCUCUGUAUGGAUCGCUGUAUCAGCCGGCUGCCUUGUUUUUUCUCCCGUUGCUGGGUACCUUAGGACAUAGUGACUUGUCUAGCACAGCCUGCGACUGCCGACUAACCGCCGCUGCUCUGGCUACUGCUACAAUCACUAAAACAGCCUUAAGCAGCCGCCAUCGUUGUCGCUGCCGCGGCCGCCGUAGCAGCCAGUCGCAGCGUUGCUUGGCUGAUCUUAGUUACACGAUCAUCGCAGCUACCGCCACUCCGUUGUUGGUCGAGUGGCUGCCGCCACCGUCGCCGGCGCCAUCGCUAUAGAGUCGCUGCUGCCGUCGGCUGUUGGCGGUGUUAGGGGUCUGAUUAGUCCUGGUCGGUCUUCGCUGGUCGCUGCCGAGUGCUCCGUGGUGCUGGUACCGGGGCCCAUUAUUGUAUCUGGUGCAGAUUAGGUGGUGAUUGGUGUGAGCAAAUCUAGAGAAGUGCGUAGAAGAAAGACUAUCUGGCUGGUACGGAAUUCAGGGAAAUAGCACAGGAAAAAACUGGUAGGAAGCGGCCGCACAAAGGCCGAGCAACGACCGAAGGAACCGAAGGAUAUCUUCGUUUGUUAGAAUCUGCGUUUCUCAUUCGUAGUUCUCGUACGAGAGCCGAGAGCACGAGAAUUUGCCGACUGCCAUCGAUUCAGGCAAAGUGUCUUGAAAUAACUAUCCGUCAGGUAACGUCGGCUCGUGCAAAGACGACUGCAGCAGCCGCUCUUCGCUGUGCUCGAAUCACGGUGCCAGAAGGAAAAAGCUCAGUGUGUAGGUGUGGAGUGCUAACCGUCGAAUCGCCGCCGAUCGACGAAAUCGCGACGAAACCAGCCGUCGAAAAGUACGGAAUAUUCGCACUCGUAUAAUACUACUGCCCUCGUUGUCUGACCAUAAGCUACCCCUUUCUCCCCCAGCUGUAAGCAACGAGACUCCUGUGCUUGCUCUUAGUUAAUAGGCAUCCUACAGUAAGGGACGCGAGGCCUGCCGCCUGCACCCACCCAGUUACCUCUCUCUCAUAUUAAUCUAAUCCGUUCGUGGUAGUAGUGGUAUUAAUCCGAAUAGGGAUCGACGACACCACGAUACGCUUCGGAGUUGCCCCCGUCGACAACGGUUGCGUCUGCUACAGACGGCAGCUAUCGAGGAGGAGCUGUUCUGUAGAAGCAUACAGAACUACGACUACGACCAGUUGAAGGUGCCAGCGCUUGUUACAGUGAUCGUUAGCGCAAUCGAUAACCACAGGGUCCAGCACCGGAGCGCCGUCGGUCGUGCGAACAACGUUGUUACUACUGUAGGUGCAAGUGCAAACAAGAUGGCAUUCCGCAACGGAGGCGGCCAUUCCAGUAACGGAGGAGACUUCUCCGGGCCGCGUUCAGGUGGAGGAGGAAGCCUCCGACAGAACGGCUUCCAGGGAGGCAAUGCUGGAGGCUAUGGCGGGGGUGGACAUGCUGGUUAUCAGAAUGGGGGUGCGGGAGCAGGAUUCCGUCGUACUGGGGGCGCAGGUGCCGGUGGACCUCGCGCGGGAGGCGAUCGAGGUGGAGACCGUCGCGGAGGUGGAUUUGCAGGAGGUCGUGGCGGUGCCGGUGCUGGAGGACGUCCUGGAGGGGGUCCCAACAAAACCGUCGGGCCUGUGGGACCUCUAACGAAAAUCGACUGGAGCACCGAACAGCUCGCCAGCUUUGAAAAGAGUUUCUACCGUCCACACGCCACUUCUCAAGCGCGAACCCAGCAAGAAGUUGACGAACACCGCCGCGAGCUUAAGGUUACGAUCCGCGGCCGUGACGUGCCUAUUCCUUACACAACGUUCGAAGAGGCGAACUUGCCCGACUUCAUCAUUCGCCAUCUGCAUCAGGUUAAGUUUCAGAAACCGACGGCUAUUCAGGCUCAAGGCUGGCCAAUAGCAUUGUCCGGCCGUGAUAUGGUCGGUAUUGCGCAGACUGGCUCGGGAAAGACACUCGCGUACACCCUACCCGCACUUGUGCACAUCUGGGGCAACAACGGUCAUCGAGGUUAUCGUCCACCGGGCUCACCCAUGGUUCUUGUUCUUGCGCCAACGCGUGAACUCGCGCAACAAAUUCAACAGGUGGCAGCCGAAUUUGGCCGAGGUGCAGGAAUCAAGAGUGUGUGCAUCUUUGGCGGAGCCCCAAAGGGUGGCCAACUGCGUGAGAUGGAUCGUGGCUGUGAGAUAUGCAUUGCGACUCCUGGCCGUCUCAUCGACUUCCUUGAAAGUGGCAAACUUAGCCUCCGUCGACGCUGCUCCUAUCUAGUGCUCGAUGAGGCCGACCGUAUGCUCGAUAUGGGCUUCGAGCCGCAGAUCCGGAAGAUUAUCGGCCAAAUUCGACCGGACGCACAGACUCUUAUGUGGAGCGCUACGUGGCCAAAGGAGGUGAGAAUGCUUGCCGAAGAUUAUCUAAAGGAAUACGUUCAACUGAACAUCGGAGCGCUGUCUUUGUCCGCCAACCACAAGAUUACUCAAGUGGUCGAGGUCUGCACUGAGGCAGAAAAGGACGAGAAGUUAAUGGCCCUGCAGAGGAAGUUCUCGGAGGAAAAAGAUGCUAAAGUGUUGAUCUUUGCCGAGACCAAGAAGAAAGUUGACGACCUGUCGAUUCGACUCCGCCAGUGCGGUUUCCACGCGAUCAGUAUCCACGGAGACAAAAGCCAGCAAGAACGUGACUGGGUUCUCCAGGGCUUUCGCAGCGGCGACUGCCAGACUUUGGUGGCGACAGAUGUGGCUGCUCGAGGCCUGGACGUUGAUGAUAUCCGCUACGUAGUGAAUUAUGACUAUCCGCAUUCGUCUGAAGACUACAUUCACCGUAUAGGACGAACUGCUAGGUCGAACAAAACUGGUACAGCUUUCACUUUCUUCACAUCGGGUAAUGCUAAACAGGCUCGUGAUCUGAUUGGAGUGCUGAAGGAAGCGGGUCAAAUGGUCACUCCCGAGCUUUACCAGCUCGCGGGUAGCAAAGCGGGCCGCUUUGGAAGAGCUCAGCCUCCUCGUUAUCGCAAUCCGAAUCAGCCGUUCAGUCAGGCUUACGGAAACCGUGGCGGCUAUGGAAGCCGGAUUGGCGGUUAUGGGUCGAAUGGCGUAUCGUCGGCAGGGUACGGAAAUGAUGGCCGUCAGCGAAGCUUCCACGGAAGCAGUGCAGGCCACGCUGGCGGAUACGGAGGUGCCCCUGGAAGGGACUUCCAGAGACAGAACUCGAUGCCGCCGAGAGGCGGCACCAGUGGUUUCGGUGGAAGGGGUAAAGAUUCAUCAUCAUCUCACGAUAAUAACAGGGGCGGCGAUCGUAAACCUCGCGACGACGGCGGCGGUCGCGGAACCGACCGCGGAGAUCGGAGUGCCCGAACUGGUCGAGAUGACCGCGCUGGCGGCGCUGGCGAGAGGAACGAUCGCGGAGAUAACAGGCGCCAGCAGGCGGCAGCUGGAGGUGGCGGAGCCGAUCACCACCGUAGGCAAGACGGCAGCGGUGGCAUCAAUGGCAGCGCUGGAAGUGGCGGCGGUGGUGGAGGAGGAGGCAGCGGUGGGCAACGCAGGGAGCGCGGAGACAGGCCAGACCGAGCACAGCAUCAGCAGGGCGCUGGGCAGCAGGACAUCAACUCGACAGGACCUAACGGAGGACAACAUCCUAAUGCACGCAGGUACGACAGCAGUAAGCACUUCACGAUGGGUAACCCUACGCACAAUAGCCAUCACUACAGCCAGCACCAUCACCAGCCGCCGACGCACCGUGUGGGUGGAGCUGGCGCUGCCACAACCCCCGGCGGGAUCAUUGGUCAAAACAGCUUUGGGGGUGCCGUCGCUCAGAAUGGUUUCAGCGAAGCUGCUCAAAACGGUUUUGCGCCAACGAGUGCUAUCAGCAGCUUAAACGGCAUGACCCAUCAAGGUGCCGUGUCUGGACCUCAGCCAAGUUCUACACAGGCCGGGGGGCAAGGCUUAGUAACCUCGCAGAACGCCUCUCUGGGAGGUGGCGGCGGCCGUAUGACACAUUGGACCAAUGUACCGAGUGCGGUUGGGGCAGCGCCAGCCAGUUUGGGCGGCACCACGGUGGGCGGUUCUAGUGCGUUGAACGGUGGUUUGGGCGCUGGUCUCGGCGGUGGAAUUGGUGGCCGGACUAGUAACAGUUUCGUUGUUGGCUCGCCAUCACCGCAUUCGCCUCAGGGCCCUCACUAUGCAGCUUCGCCCCUCAGUCAUGCCAGUUUCCAAGCUGCUCAGAACUACGGUGGACCGACUGGUUCACCAGGACAAAUCUCAGCUCCGUUCGGCCACUACCCGGUUCCGCAGUACCAGAGCCCUCCCUACUACCAGGUCCCCGCCUAAAUCAAAUAAGCCAAUGAAAACCUAUUUCAAAGGUCGCCCAAAGCAGGGAGAGUAACAGAGAACAAUUUGAUUUUUACAUUCACUCACGUAAAACGAACAUCGUAGGUUUGCGUAAAUCGAAUCAUAAUGUGGUGGGAAGAUAAUUUUAAAAAUGCGCUAUUAAUUAUAGAUAUCGUUUAACUCUUGGUCUAUGAUUAUCUCGACGGAUGCUAUAUUACUAGUUCUUUAGGAGAGAGUGCGGCACUAUUCAUCAUAUCGUAAUUUAUUUCUGCCUAAGCUUUAGUUAUUAUCUGGCUGGCGAAAAAGCUGGUCAAAAUAGGAUCUACCUCCAUGCCUGAGCGUUUCGAUUAGCUGUCGUAGUGAUGUCGGCAGUAAGUAGUAACUUUGAUUUUAUUAGUUCGUUUCAUAAAAAGUCGCUACUCAGCCGGAAAAUUGGUUCCUUGGCCCAGCCCGUAAUUCCCUAAAAGCGCAACAAUUAGUCGAACGUUAACCCACUGAUCUACUGUGUUCGACGCUUCCGUAUUGCGGAUGUGCCGCUCUGCUUUUGGAAAAACACUUGAUGUCUCUUUCUGUUUCAUACUUGCGGCUCUCAGCUCUAUUUAUUUUGUUCCAACGUGUAUACAAAGAUAGAGUAUAUGGCAAAAGGGGUAAAAGUCUCCCCCUGAUUUAAUUGUCCGAUACGACACAGAAUAUUAUUCGCUUGUUAAUAAGCAUCGCCGCUUGUGGGUGCUAGCAAAUUAUUUGCUAUCAACAAUUUCUGUUGAGUAAUUCCACUUACCUAUAGCGCACGAUAAACAAACAAAAGGCAAGUCCCAAAGAGUUCCCUCAAUGUCACUGUGACACGAAUUUCUUAUCCGACUGGAAAAAACAAAUGGUGAGAACAAUGGCAAUUUCCGAAGGCCGUGGUUCAUUGGCUUAUAUACAGAAGAAUAUUGAGGUUACGAUGAAACACAUGAGUCUUUGGUAGAGGAGGAGACAGAGGCAAUACGGAGGGGGCCGAAGGAGGCUGUGGGGUCUGGGCAGACGGACGAAGCUGUGGUGCAUAACUCGACCGAAGCAAAACAUCGUGGGUAAUUAGUAGCAAGGAGACCAGCAGAAGAGAUGAUGACCAGGGCUACAAAGAACAGCAUCGGUGGUAGCCGUGGAACUCAGCGAAAACUCGAGCAUUCACUUCUUCAACCAGCUUUUCCAAAAGUAUAAUUAAAGGGACUGAAACGAGAAUGCGAAGGUAACGAGAUGACAAGUAGAUGGAAUGGGAAGUACUUGAUACACCGUAUCGAUGUGUAAAUGAAAGUGUCGGAUAGGAGCGCGCCAGCAUCACUCUGAAGAAGCAAGCUAUAGGACUUCAACAUUAAAGUUCCAGCGAAAACUAAUCGAAGACCAGGACAGCAAAAAUAACGCUUCUCACUGAAGAAAAGAGCAGAACGAAAGAACCAAUGAUACAGAAGAAUCUUCAACUACGAUAGUUUUAUGAAAGAACCUCAGCGUAACACAGGCUUAUUGCAAGCCCAUGUAGAUAGUGCCGACGUAAUAAUGAAGUUGAUGGGAGUGGAACGGGUGACCUUAAAUUUAUUUGAAGAAAAGGUCCAGCGACGUGAGAGAACAAUGUAAGAAAGAGCAAAGAACGUUUAAAAAAUUAACUGAACACACUUGUGAAUUACGUGAGGCUUUCAAAGCAAACACGUAGGUUAAGAUAAAACGGUAACAUUUAUAAAGUAAAGGAAUUAAUAAUGACGAAGGCUGAUCAGAAGACAGAAAUAGCUGAAAUAGGCCUGACCACGUGAAUGAAUGUUGGGCCUUGCUUUGGACAGACCUGGUCGAGCUGUACCGUUUCUCAGCACGAACACAACUGAGGACUGCGUACUUACAAUAGCCACAUACGACGUUAGUUUUCUAUGAGAACAUUACUUGAGUGUGAGAGGAUCGUGCUGUGCCCGAACUAAAGAGAGUACUAAUACUGAUAAUAAGAAUAAUAGUAAGAUGGAAGAACAAUGAAGAUGGUAAAAACAGUGAGGCGUUUUGAGGAGUAAGAUGAUAUCUUUAAGAUCCUAUACACUUAUGUUUUAGAUACACUUACGAACGCCCGAGAGCACUUUAAAUAGGGAGGGAAGCGUUAACAAGAUUACAGGCUGGGAUGUGUCGUAACAUUCAUACUAGGCGCUUCCUUCCUUUAACAGCGAUUUAGGCUUAAGGAAGACGUUGACUCGUGCUUCUGCGGGUCAAACAGACUAUUAAAUUUCGACGCUUUGAUAACGAGAAGUAAUGGGCGUCCUCUUGCUAAAUGUUUUUUUUUUCUGUGGGGCGAACACUUUUGCGAUCUCUGGCCUUUAUCUACGAGCGGGGUGAUUCGACUGAAAAAGGAGUGCCGGGCCAUGUUAUGACAGCGACAAGGCACCCGUUACAAUGUAUCAAAGACCAGUGUCCAAAUGUGCGUUUACACGAUUUUUGUUGUUUUCUCAAAUAUAUUGUCCAUGUAAAACGAACACUGCGAAGGAGAAAGCCGGAGAUGUAGCAGUAUCUAUACGAAACAUUCACUAUAACAAGUGCUUGAUAAUACUAAUCAUAAGUUUAAUGCAAUGAUCAGUUGUAGGCGGCAGCGAUAUGAAGUAGGUCUGAGGCGGUGCUAUACGAAGCAGCCGAGAACAAAAUCGGACCAACCUUGGCCUACAAUAGGAGACUGAGUAGAGCUUCACAGAUAAAUGGAAAUGAGCUCAUUAAGAUACUAUUUGGUUUCCUCUUUGAGAGUGUACGACGAGUUGUAUCCUGGGGGACUCUGUCUCUAUUCAGAAAAAUCCAACGUAAUAUCCAUCAAUAGAAGACCAAUGAGAACAUUAAACAUGAUUUAAAUUUAAAAUGAAUUUAUUUCCGAAAGCAUUCGUGACGAAUUGACGUGAGCAGCAGUACAAUGAUGCUCGUUAGACUUGGUACAACAAUUGGCUAGCAAGCCCAUCCCAUAACCAUGUAAGCUAUUCUAUAUCGACACACAAUGAAUAUUAUACUAUUUCUAUAAUCGCAAUUCUAUACGGAAUAACACAAAUCUCAUUUUACUAGCGUAUUACACGGUUAGAGAGUGUAAGCGUAUGUCAUUGUUGGGGGAAUAACUGUUGCGAUGUACAAGCCUAGAGAAGGGGUAAACUGACAGGGAAGAGGUAGGACAUGUGUGAUACAUGCACGCGUACACACAUGCAUAUAGUUAAUGGGACAAAAAAAAUGCACAAACAGAUAUUGAAGACGAACUCAACACAGCUACUAUGUAUGGACCUAAUCAACACUCUAUUUGACAUUGAAGAGUUGUUGUAUGGGAAGAAAAGGAAUGACUAAAAGCGUUGGAGACGAACCGAGUGACACGAGCGCGUCCAUCCAACAUUAACGGGUAGAAGAGACGACAAAAACAGGUCGUUGUAGGUCGUCGUUAAUAGGAGUUGCUGGCGACGAUUAUCGCGUGCAAGCGGAAAACAGAUACGCUAACACAGGUCUGUGACAGGACCGAAUUAGAGAUUGAUAACUUUUUCUCAACCUAAUACGAAGGGAUGAGCCUAGAACAUUGAUUUGUAACGACAACACGAAAGGUAGUGAAUCCUCGCUGCUUCACUUUACUCAGAUCGGUUUCACGGUGACAAUGACGGCAACUGGGUUGUAUGGGUAAGCUAGUUUUCUGAUCAACAUACUAGAAGCAUACGACGGUGAGGGCUUCAUGCUUAAUGACUGUCCCAUACCCAGUGGUUCUUGGAGGGGUCUCAAAGCAUACUUUUGUCACGAAAACCUCUGUGAAAGUCAAUGGUUGCUAUAGCAACGUGCCUUUUAUUAAGGCUGUCAGAUAUAUCAAAAUCGUGUUUCUAAUUUUUUGUACAGCUUACCCGUGCAACGUUAAAAAUGUUUGGUCCAAAUAACCAAUCCUGGUUGCCGAUUAUUAACAACAUGCGUGUUAGGCUACACACGACAAACAAAACGUUGUUGAUCUCGCUACGUACCUCUCAUGAGAAAGCCGGAAGCCCCUCCCCCCUACAUGGUAAUGGCGACAGAAACGCGCUUGUUCGGGAUGGGGAUAUUGUUCCGGCAGUUCAGGGGAGUCUGAGAUAUGAGAUACACAAAACGAUAUAGGGGAGAUAAUAGAUAUAAACAAAAGCUAGUGACGAUGAUGAUGACGAUACACGCUACACCAUUGAGGAACCAACUACUACUACGAUUAUGACUUAUAGAUCUAUCAACUAAUUGGGAAGAUAUUAGAGGGGAAUAGUAACUGGUAAAGAAAAUCGGUGCGAAGAGCUGGGUGAGUCGCUAGAGAGACGGCUAGUGUAGAUAAUAAUCAUAAUUAAAAAUAGUAAUUAUAGCAGAAGAGAGUGACACGAUGCCGCUGGCACUCUUUAACACGAUUACCACUGACAGUGUGACAUUUUUUUCGGCAAUUUCGCGUUUGCUGCUACCGAACUUGUCGCUGACUUUCUAAAUGAGGAUAAUUUGUGAUACGGGAAAAACAUGAUAAGAACCGACAACCCGGCUUGUAAGCUGAAUAUAAACACUAAUAUAUAAUUAAUAUAUACUAGUUACGUUUGACAGAAAAGACACGAAACUAGAAAGUCAACGAUAUGCGCGCAAAACGUUGUGUGUUUAAGAUAUCUGUAGUUUUGGGGGUAAAGGAAUUGUUUUUAACUACUUCUAUUAAUGAUGAAAGUGUGUCAUAUAUGAUGCAUGAAAUGCAGAGACACGUGAUAGGACAGGUAGGACAAAGUAGGUACGUGCGAGGACUGGGUGACGGGUUAUAACGAAGAUGAUGACCAUGAUGAUAGUUACAAUGGUUGAACAGAACAAAAUCGAUAGCCAGACAGAUAAAAAACGGAAUGUUGCGGCGCACAUCGAGGUAACGAUGGAGCGGCACCAGCGACUUUGUAUCGAUUUACGAUGACAUCCUUCAGAUAAGACUAUGGAUGUUAUUUCUGCUAAUACGAACCGCUUUAAGGUGAAGCGCGCUUUGAAUCCGCAGCUCAAUCAGCUGCUUCGUGUCGCACUAACCUGAGCAAAGCUGAUGCAACCAACCUAAAUCCUUUGGAUAAUUCAAUAAUAGUAAUCAUAGAUACAGCUAUAGAAAGGGAGUGCUACUAAUGCUUGGGUUGGGGCUGGGGGGCAUGGUUGCAUCAUUCUGGGCCUUUAAUGACCACACGUUGUUAACGAAGUCGCUCGUGCUUCAGGUUCAAGUUUAAACGUUGACCAGCAAAAACCAUUCUAGUUCCCUUCUAUUAACAAAUUAAUUCCCUAUUGACCACAAUCGCAAAUCCACUUGACAGCCGCCGACAAAAAGCACCAUUAGUCCUGUGAGAAAGGUCAUUCCUGUUUUAUCUCCCGCUUAGUAUUUUGUAUAUUCGAUUUUUCGAUCGGAGGCCGUCCGAUCCGACAGCGGAAUAGAGCGAUUGCGUCGAACCAAUUAGCGUCGUCCCCGAGCUGGUCUGGAUGCUGGUUUUGGAUGGUGUCCAUAUUGUGGCUUGUAGCAUACGCGCACAAUGGCACAUCAAAUGUCAUGUCAAUGGUUUAAAUCGAAAAUGUCAGUGGAAAUGAGUGUCAUUUUGUUGUGUCAUAUAGUUGAUCGUUGAUUUACAAUAUAAAGGUACGGACGAGACUGGUGAUGACGGAUUACAGAAGACCGACACAACUACUAUUACAACUUUUACGGCUACCGUCGUUAGGUGAUAAUUAGAUAAGUGUGACAAAUAUAGACGUUCUCAAGCACGAAACACCCGCAUAGAAAUAGAAAGGGGCUAAAGUAGUUGCGUUUACAAUUUAAAGAGACGUGCACGGUUUCCGAGUAACGUUUUUUGCGUCAAUUCUUCCGUUCGUUAACUCUUCUGCCUCUACCGAGCCGAAUAUAAAAGCAACACCCACGCAUCAGUGAGAUACGAUGAAUCCAUGAUUAUUCUAAUGAUAUAGAACGAAACGUAAAAUAUAUCACAUUAUCGAUGGUCGCGAUGAUGAACCCACUCUGAUUAUCAAAGAGAAAACAAUGUCUAGCAGACUUAUGAUAAGAAUAUUGCCGAAACGCAAAUAUCAAAGCAGAGAGAAAAAGGAAGCUUUAUUACAACUUCGGACGAAAUGAUUGCGUUUAUCAUAUUUAUGUGUAACGCCCGACUGAAUGAUACAAGGAGUGAUGAAGAGCAAACCGACAAAUACGAAUUAUGAAUUAAAGAAGAUCACAAUAAUAUUCAUAUAUGAUUAUAAGGAAACAAUAAUGGCAAACAAAGAGAUGUAUCUAUAUACACAUUUAAUACAUUUAUAUAUAAAUAUAUAUACAUGUACACCGAUUGCAGCUGCUGUACCUUGCCUUGAGAUCUCAUUUGAGUCCGGAUGACAGAAUCAGGCAUGAUCAUACGCUAGUACUACUUCUAUUGCUACUAAAGAUAAGCGGCGACUUCAAUAAGUAAGUUCACAGACUGUUCUGUGCGUUGAGCGUUCGCCCAGAUUUAUGCCGGCUGUCCCGGACUGGAUUAGACACGGACUAAGUUUGAGUGAUGGUGGUCAAUCAGCGAUCAUGGUCAAUCGUUCAUUCAUUCAUUCAUUGACAUUGAUAGCAACAACAACAACAACAACAACAACAACAGAAGCAGUAAAAGAGCACGAAUAGGAUAACAAUGAGGUCAACCGACGGCAGAGAACAACGCGUAAACAAUUUGAUAGAUAAGCAAAGAAAAUCACGACGGCGAAACAGGCGACAACGUCAAGAUUUACUUGGGAUGGUGUCAGCAACAAGACUGGAGUUGAUGAUGGGGUACUUACAAAGAUAUGGUUUGAUUAAAUUUUUUUGAUCUACUGAAAAAAAAACCUGAGAGGCAAGGGUACCUCUUCUGCCUAUUAUCUUAUCACUUCGUCCAAUGCUGAAUUAAGCAUCAAGCAAGAUUUACUUCAUGAGCUGGCUAUGCUGAUGAAAGAUGACGACGAGGUAUGCCAGGUAAGCCACUUUUGCUGACGAGAAAGCUUAGAGUCUAAGAAGGGCCGUUUUUGAUUCGUACGACGACUGCAGGGACGAGUACUAAUGUCGAAGCUGUUUAUCAGGCUGCCGCUACUGCUGUCAAUAUUGAUGAGCUGGAAAAGAGGAAUUACACCUCCGGGCUUCUUUUGCGAGUUAGUCGCGAGUCAAUUGGUAAUAAUUUGCAAUGGCAAAUCAAAAGAUAACAGAGAAUGCGCUCAAUAGUACUACGACGCGGAAAUUUGUAGUCCCAGACGCUGAAUGAUGUAAGAGACCCUAUAGCUACGUAGCGGUGGUAUCAUCAAUCGAGUCGGUGGUAGGGAGGCAUACGGGGGAUCCAGGUAGACGUUAGCUGAGGCGAAAGAUGGAGGUCAGAGGUUGGGGGAAAGCAGAAACGUAAAGGAAAAAAUAAAGUGGAAGAAUAAUAAAAUGAAGAUACGGAUGAUGGUGAUGAAAUGCGAGUGAGUGAAUGGCCGAAUGGUGAGUGAUGAUCGUAUGCAUCGCUGGCGGUGUCGGGUUCGGUUGCCGGGCGGGGCGUCAUUUCUUUGCUGCACUGAACUACGGAUGCUGUUAUAUCACUAACAGGAUCAGUUGGAAAAGUGGGAUCAGUCAGUCAGCAGCGACCUCAAAAAUGGUAACAACAACAAGGGAACAUCAUUGAAAGAAAGAGGAACGGGCAGGUUCAGGUAUAAGCAGCCGCAGGAUAUAGCCGCUGCUGUAUGAUGAACGGCAACAGCGACCAUAAACGAAAUAGCCUGAACUUAUGACUGACUAAGUGUCAAUCGGUUCCGAGAAGGUCGAUUCGUGUAAAGAUGAUGCAAGACUAAGUGACGACGAAGGCCAGACUGGCUAUUCUAUAUCCUCGAUGACAGUAAGUGAUCGUAUGUAAACCAUGUGUCCAUUCAUUUCGCGGCACUGCGUAGCGUCACGGCUGGGCUAAGAGUUGGCUGCUUUUUGCCAAAGAAGACUUGCACGUUGGAUGUUACUCUCUUUCUCGGAACCAUGCCCGAGCAUCACAGGGCGGGCACCCUGUUCUUAUUACGUGCACACAUACUUUAACGUGUCCAAGCCAGCGUGUCGGGUCGUGUCGUUUUGGGUAUGCGUAUGUCAUCCAUCGUUUGCUAUACAAGAAACAAAGGAAGCAAUGUUUUCUUACCUGGAACGCCCGUCGUGGUCGCACUCUUCUGCCCCCUGAAGGGCGUGAACGCAAAGCAAUCCCUCAUUUAUAACAACAAUAGCACGUGCGCACACCAAUAGUUCCCACACGUUUUGACGUAGGGUUUUCACAUAAACGAACUCCCAUUCUGAUCGCAAGGAGGGGGCGCGACGCCCUGAACUGUCCGAGCUGCACUGUCUGGCCACCAGGUGGCGCCUGUAUCGAUGCUCAACCCAACUCAACUCAAGCGAACAUCAAGAACCAAAAAUCCAGAACAAGAACCAGAUAGCAGUUAACAACAAGAACUACAACUAAUGAAGUACGAGCAAACAACGGAACUAUAUAUAUAUAUGUAUAACUAACAUGGGUGGUGUUUUUGACUUUUGCACAAGACUUUUUAUAACGGAUGUGAAUCACAGUAAUCUCUACAUAUAUACAUUAAAAUAUAUCUUGUCCCUUUUGUACCAGCUGAUAGCCGUUUCAAGUCUCUUUCUUGUAGGCUUGCAACUGAGAAUGGCUUGCCGAAGGUCGGCGAAAACUUGGCGUCACGGAACUGACUUCUCGUGGAUCGAUCCGGAGAAGCUCAACAGACGCGACUGCUUUUCUGGACACGAUGAAAAGAAAACAUAGCCUUAUGUCUACGGAAUCAGUUGCGGUUUCGUGAUGGAUAAGACUUCAUCGAUGACAUCGAACUUGAUGCGUAGUGUGAACUUUCGACACCAGAGGGAAACAGAGGGCUUUCAUAGAACAGAUGCACAUUCCUUCCGAAACAUAACGAGAUCUUCUCGAAACUAGCUGAGGAGGUUAUCGCUGUCAGAUGAAGAAUCUCUUUGAAGUGACACUCUUGACUAAAUUGCAACCAUAUCUUAAGGAGGAAUCAUCUACCACCUUCGCAGCCGAGACGUCACUUGCCGGCUAUUGAGGUUGAGUACGACCGGCGACCUUUUACGGUCUAGAGAGGCACGAAGUUGUCAUACGAUACAAUACAACGAUACCAAACGUCACCCAAUGUGCCUAUCAGCUGUUUUCCCCCGAAAGUCUCUUCUUCUGAUCACGUGUCUAUUAGGAAACGCCUGGAGCUGAGUUGACCCUUCGGGGACGACGGAAGCCUGUGCCGAAGGUUCGUGGCCUCGUCCAAAAAGCGGAGGGACUGUUUUUCUUGGCUGCCAUUACGCGAAUGGCCACAAGUUCCGUCAUUGUAUAUCCUAUCUUGUUCUGUUAUGAGUUUUUUUUUUUUUUUUUUAUAACUUUCCUUAACUUGAAGAAGUUUGGCUCACCAAGCGGCGUUAAAAGUCUUGCCCUAUUUGCCCCCUGUCGAGGAUUUCAUAAGGUUAUAUAUUGGUGGUAAUAAAUUUAAAUUACUACUUCGGAAACCGGUGUAGCUUGUUGGCUGUGAUAGUGACGAAAAAAAAACGACAAGAGCGCUUAUAUAAACAGAGCUGUGAAGAAUGAGUGAUGAAUCUGCUUAGAUUCGGUCAUAGAAUGAAGACGGUGUUAGAAACAUCCAGAACUAGAAUAGCUUUGACGACUGAAUCGGAAAAUCCUAACAAAUUACCUAUAUAACCUAUUAAUGAAGAGUCGUAGAUUUACAUAUAUACGUAGCAAAUAGGGGUUUAAAUUUGACGUGGUCCAGUGAGGGGGAUGGUAAACUAAAAAAACGAGCUUGAGCAGAAAGAUGUUAAACAAGGGUCGUGUCACGAACAGUCACGACAAGGGGCCAUUCCUAGGUCUUUUUUGCAAUAUAAAGGAAUACUACAGCAGAGAACAAAAGAUGGGUUUUUCGGACACGUAAGCUGAGCCGCCUCUAUAAAGCCGUUGUUUUGUCAGGUGCCGCUAAUCAUUUUUGCUGUCUCACGGCAUUGUGAGCUCGUUAUUUUGUAAUAAUAACAGUAGUGAUAAUUAUUUCAUCAUGAAAGUGAUGCGAUACCCCAUUACGACGCCAAGUUUAUAGACCAUGUUUUGCGUUGUCUGCCGUGUAAAAAAAACCAUCGAAAACAUGAAACACGACGAAGCAUACAAAAUGUUAUGUUGAGCGCUAUUUUUUUUAGUAUUGUAUUCAAAAUCAAUAUUUUCUUUCACAAGAUAUUAUUUGUAUACACCGACAUACUUAUAUAAAAUCAAACUUUAAGAAGGAAAACAUAGAAUGAGAUGACAACCGACUUUUCUCUGAUAUGAGAGACACAGAGAAAUAUAUAUAUAUAUAGUUCGUGUGUAAAGAGCCAAAAAAACGCCGUGUAUACAAACAAAAUGAGACAAAUGAUGCAAAGGUUAGCAAGCUGUGAUAUAUUUCCUCAAUAAUAACAAUAAGUGUAACUAAAUAUUAAAUGUACUAUUAUAAUAGAAAUAAUAAUAAGUACUAUAUCUGCAUCUCGAAUGCCUAACAUCCGAAUGAACCUAAUUUACCUAAUUGUGUGGCCGAACCGAAACGAAAACCGCAAACAGAAUGGGAAAAGUAUCUUCUAUUUAUCGAACGGAGUGUGUCGGUCUACCGACAACGAACCGACUUGCUGUCUACGUAGUUCAAGGUUAGGAACGAGGUUAAGGUUGAAAGGAUCAAGGGUGAAGUUAGGAUAAAAGAAUAUUCCCUUAUUAAAGAACAAACGUACUAAUAUAAAGCUGUAAUCAUCAUCAACGCCGUCAAUACGAAAAAAAUAUCUAAUCCACAUAAAAAAAACUCACACGAAUAGAGAACACGCAUUGAGUACUGAGUGUGAGGAAGAAUGAUCUUUGGACGUGUGCGUGUUGCCAUGAAAUCCAAGAAAACGGUUGCAGUUAUCUGUAGUGAGUCGCGAGAGGUUAAGUGAGUCUGAUCAUAAGAACAGGAAUAGCGCCUAAGUUCGUAAUGCGCUGAGCUUUUCGAUGGCGCAAUCACGAGAACCAUUAACGGUUCACUUUUUGAUAAACUGGUGGGAAAGAUAGCUCCGAAAAUGAUUUAGUUGAUAAUCGAAUCCUGGUUACGUCAGAAAACUGAGCGAGAUUGCUUCGAAGACACCGACUAGCUAAGAUAGGAAUAUGUUAGUAGCCAUUUAGGCGACGGGACUGAAUUCUGUUUUGAUUUUACACGAUUACCACUCAACUAUCACGGCAGACUUGACCGCGUUAUCAACAAUCACGACGGCAAAUGUCGUACUUGGGAAAAGUAAGCUUAGAAUUGAAACGAAACUGAAUCUGAUCAUGCGAAGAGCUCGAGUCUGACCAUACUGGUUCCGACGACCGAAAAUUAAGUCUAUAAUAAUCUAGAAAAAGGACGCCAAGACGAUAUUUAAUAACAAUAAUGAUUUCAACCCAAGAUGACACACAGGAAGGGCACGGUAAGAGGUCCGCAAAGUAACGGAUCUACAUCGUAUAUACAAUAAUCGGACAACAACAAUGACAACUCUAUUUGCGCCUCUACAGUGGCAGAAAUCUGCGCAUGUGUGUGAAUGUCUGUGAACGAUGAUGUCUGGUUGGCGACAUUAUCAGUCGUGGGUGGUAACCGAGUUUUUUGCUGCCUGCAGCCAGUGAAUUCGUGUAAAGAUGCAUAAUGGUACACUCGUAGGUAGAUAGCAAUAUAUCGUCAGUAUGUAUAUAUAUAUUUCUGGAAUUGAAUUUGUUCUGCUGCGUAGACCUUCUCAUGCGAGUCGAGCGUAUAUACAUACAUAUUAUAUAUACAAUAAUACAGUAAACAAAAGUAAAACUGAUGAAAAUGGUCUCCCCCGAAGCGAGAGGGCUAUACAUGCGUCUCUCUUUGACGCCGUGCUAUCGCUAUGAGUAUCGUCGGAGAGAACAUGGUGAGAUGACAACAACGACAACAACCACAGCAACAACAACAACAACAACAAUAACAAGAACCACAAAUUGAACAACAAAUGAGUAGCAACAACAUCAACAACUUUAAUAACAAAAAACAACAAUUAUUGUAACAUCAACAAAGCAACAGUUAAAAAUGACGACAGCGUCGAUCAAUCGACGACAACAACAACAACAACAACAACAACAACAACGAUAAUGACAACAACAAAAAAAUAACAGAAAAAUAAAGUGAGCGAGAAAAAGAUACAAUAUCAUUAUUGAUAGUAAGUGCUUGUUGCAUAAACAAUAAAGUAUAACACAGCCACAAGUGUAUUAUCACUAAUAUCAUAAAAAUAGCACCCAAUUCUACUCUAGUAACAAGUAUCUUGAGGUCAGUUAUUUUUUGUUUUUAAUAUUGGUUUGUGAUGUGUAAUAACAUGCACCCACAGGUGAAAUAAUAUCAUGCAACUGGAAUACAAAUACGCAAAUGUUUCUAAGUAGAAUGGAAGAAGUCGCCGAGAGAAGACACUGGGUUUGCAACAAUUUUGUUCCCUACACACAAUCAAACGAAGCUAAUAGAGCAAGCGUUUGUUUACCCUUGAACACAUGCUGCUCGAAAUCAAUUGGGCCGGAAUUGCUAUUCCUUUUUUGUAAGCAGCAUCUGCCCAAAAGUUCUUCUUUUUGUGGAAGCUCAAAUUUUCAGAAAUCCAGUUUUAAUUCUUUCCAAUUUUUUGUGCAGUGUAGUGCUAAUUUGCGGUUCUUCCGCGGCUUGUACAGUAUCUCACUGCACUUCUUAUGUAUCGAUUUUUUCCCUACGAAAAAUGGGGACUACCUAACGUCACCCCUUACAAGUCACGCCCCUUAGGAUAUGACCACACAUAAUACAUUUAGUUCUAGAUGAAAUUACAACAUUUUUGGUGAUGGACCAGUGGACCAGCGGUUUUCCGACCUAUUUUCUCAUCGUAAAGGUCCUCUCGUUGGAGAAGAAUCCAGGACGACCGAAUGAUUUGUGCUUAACCAAAAUUAGAGCCUUAGAGAGAGUAGUGCGGCGAAAGCGUCUUUUCACCUUCGCGUUUUCAGAAAAUGCUUCUUUGACUUUUCUAGUGAACUUUUGAGGCGUGUUCUUGCUGUUAACCUUCCGCACUGGCAUAUGGGAGUCAUUCCUGGGCUCUUCGAAAGCCGCAUUUAAGUGGCAAGAGCACAAAUCAUCGGUUUCAUGAAACCAGACAAGUAGGAAGUCGCAUGAACGCUGCUUCCGGUGUGAACACAUUUGACAGUAGCCGAUCUUCGGUCAUAUUCUGAAAGCGAACCCUCUGCCUAUAGCACAAUGAGUUUAUAAUUUUUAUUCUAUAACGAUCUAGCUUUCUUCCUGUACCAAUAUAACGGAUAAUUAUAUUCCUACUACCACUAUAUACAGUCCAUAAAAAUUUGUCUUAAUUUAUACCGAAUGUCGUAUAUAUACAUAGCAAAGGAAGCAGGUAGAUAGCAGCUGAGGGGGGAAGUUGACAGAGAAUGGAAACGAGCAUCAACAAUACACAAAUCUUGCGCAUACAAGCAAAACAUUCGAAUAUCACCUUAGAGAGUAAUAGGAUAUUAAAAAGAAAAGAAAAAAUGAAAUAUGGAUGACAAUUGAUAACAAAAUGGACCUAGAAUUAGCGCACAGUCGGCUGAGAUUGCGAACGGCUACAAAAUGAGAGAAAGAAAUUAUUUUGUAUCGGAAUCUUGCGAGUAUUGUUGUACCAGGACAAUUUUCUAUAAAUUAAUAAAGACGCAAGUAAAUGUAUAAUUACGUAUGCGCGUACUGUGGAUUAGGUAUGAACCAACUUGUUGAUGACCCUCUUGGAGGUUAGGGCUACUUCAGGCCCCGCAAAGCAAGUUCGCAAUUGAAACAGAGACAUUAAGAAGGAGCUGAGGAAGUGAUUAGAAACGAUAAUACAAACACGAAUUAUGGAUGUAUUAAGCAAUGGGUGGAUAGUCAAUGAAAAGAAUUAGGAAGAUCUGCGACGUAUUGGUCAAACCCGCCAAGCAGAUGGCGUGUUACUCGACCUCUUCCGGGACUAAGAUGUCAACACUAAAUUAUCUGUUAUUGGAAGUAGAUGAAUAGAGAGCAAAAUGGCGAUCGUUACGCUUAAAACUAGACUUUAUUGGGCAGCGAGCUUUUUUCAUAAUCAUUGAGAUUGGCAAUUCAUUAUCCAUCUUGUCAUACUACUGUAUAUUGUCGAUAGUGAGUCAGCAGUUGAUACGUGCUCGAGCACAUUUAAUCCAGUGUGUUAGGAUGGUAAAAUUAAAAAAAAAAAAGAAAAAAAAA
Varroa destructor (honeybee mite) is the source of this 18680-nucleotide messenger RNA. RefSeq lists its product as uncharacterized. The record is from RefSeq and is a predicted model, not a curated record. NCBI's taxonomy places the organism in Eukaryota, Metazoa, Arthropoda, Arachnida, Mesostigmata, Varroidae. Gene Ontology annotation, molecular function: RNA helicase activity; ATP binding; nucleic acid binding.